Molecule: messenger RNA, 1578 nt
Organism: Notolabrus celidotus (New Zealand spotty)
Lineage: Eukaryota; Metazoa; Chordata; Actinopteri; Labriformes; Labridae
Gene: trappc13
Product: trafficking protein particle complex 13
Exons: 13
Coding region: 111-1364 (417 amino acids)
Cellular component (GO): TRAPPIII protein complex
Source: RefSeq, a predicted model, not a curated record
AAACCAACGAAGAAGAAUCUCUCUCAGGUCAAAGUUGCCCUGCUAGCUUGUCACAAAAUCUAGCUAACAUAUUAGCCGACCUCACCCUAAAAGAACAUUUCCCCGUUAAAAUGGAAGUAAAUCAGGCGAAACAGGAGCAUCUACUUGCUUUAAAAGUGAUGCGGUUAACAAAACCGACACUCUUCACAAACCUGCCGGUGACAUGUGAAGACAGAGAUCUGCCAGGGGAUCUGUUCGCUCAGCUGAUGAGGGAGGACCCGUCCACCAUCAAAGGAGCAGAGACGUUAAUGCUGGGAGAGAUGCUCACGUUACCGCAGAACUUUGGAAAUAUUUUCCUGGGUGAGACCUUCUCCAGUUACAUCAGCGUGCACAACGACAGCAACCAGGUCGUGAAGGACAUUCUUGUAAAGGCCGAUCUACAGACCAGCUCGCAGAGACUCAACCUCUCGGCGUCAAACUCUGCGGUAUCUGAACUCAAACCUGAAUGCUGCAUCGAUGACGUCAUUCACCACGAAGUCAAAGAAAUCGGAACACACAUCUUAGUUUGUGCCGUCAGUUACACCACUCACUACGGGGAAAAGCUCUAUUUCCGGAAGUUCUUCAAAUUCCAGGUGUUGAAGCCGCUGGAUGUGAAGACGAAGUUCUACAAUGCAGAGAGUGACCUCAGUUCUGUGACAGAUGAAGUGUUCCUCGAGGCUCAGAUCCAGAACAUCACAACCUCACCCAUGUUCAUGGAGAAGGUUUCUCUGGAGCCGUCCAUGAUGUACAAUGUGACGGAGCUCAACACGGUGGUGUAUGGAGAACAAGGAGAGUCCACAUUCGGGAAGAUGUCCUACCUGCAGCCCAUGGACACACGGCAGUACCUGUACUGCCUGAAGCCUAAGCCGGAGUACGCAGAGAAGGCCGGGAUCAUCAAAGGAGUGACGGUGAUCGGGAAGCUGGACAUCGUAUGGAAGACCAACCUCGGGGAGAGAGGGAGGCUACAGACCAGCCAGCUGCAGAGAAUGGCUCCAGGGUACGGAGACAUCCGGUUGUCCUUAGAGAUGAUCCCUGAUACCGUCAACCUUGAAGAGCCCUUUGAAAUAAUCUGUAAAAUCACCAACUGCAGUGAGAGAACCAUGGACCUGGUGCUGGAGAUGUGUAACACCAGAUCAAUCCACUGGUGCGGCGUAUCAGGGCGACAGCUGGGCAAACUAAGUCCUGCAGCCUUCCUCUCCCUGCCCCUCAUCCUCCUCUCCUCCGUCCAGGGUCUGCAGAGUAUCUCUGGAUUGAGACUCACAGACACAUUCUUGAAGAGGACGUACGAGUAUGAUGACAUCGCACAAGUGUGUGUGGUGUGCCCGUUCACGAGCAAUGAGUGCUAGGAGUUUUAUUGACCUUGUUUUAUUUUGGAUAUAAACGGACCAACAGUGAAAUUCUGCUCUUAACGCUGACAUAUUUCACUCUCUUUUUGCAACCCUGCGUGGGAUUAAACUGUAUUUUAAAAUGAAUUGUGAAUAAUAUAAAUCACUUUGUCUGAAAAUAAUGAUGUAAAUGUGCAUAAAUGUUAAUAAACUCUCUGUUAUCUUUGCUUUUCUA